Molecule: messenger RNA, 1143 nt
Organism: Fusarium redolens
Lineage: Eukaryota; Fungi; Ascomycota; Sordariomycetes; Hypocreales; Nectriaceae
Exons: 2
Coding region: 161-985 (274 amino acids)
Cellular component (GO): mitochondrion
Source: RefSeq, a predicted model, not a curated record
CUGGAAUAUCGCUAUCGCCUUCUCUAACCUGGCAUAUCUCAAGACUCGUCGAGGGUCACUGCGCUACGCCUAAGCAGAAUUUUUGGAUAUCUCAUUCACGGAGUUUCACAAACGAAUUUUUGUUAUUGUCAUUUGCACCUUAAACUCAAUAUCAUACCUCAUGGAGAAACACCAAGAUGUCGCUGAAGCGACAUUCAGUCGCAGCCAUCUAUGGAAGCCCAUCGUUGGGGACAUAGCAGCAGCAGCUAUCUCUGCAACUUUAAUAACACCAAUAAUCACAGUGAUUGACCAAUCUAUGGUAGAGAAAGUCUCUUUCAACAGACCCCUCGCGCAGGGCAUGAAAGUUCACAGCUUGAAUGCUAUCAAACAUCCAGGCCGCUUCAUCUUCAGCCGUGCAUUCGGCUACGUCUGGACUCUUUACGGAGCAACAUAUGCUGUAUCCAAUGCGUCAGACACCUUGGCUCAUGAGUUUCAUAAAGCUGCUGUUGGAACAAUUACUUUUGUCAACACGAUGAUAGUUAAUGUUCCUCUUGGCGUGCUGAAGGAUGUGCGCUUUGCUCAAAUGUUCAGUGCUUCAACAACGCCGACUGAUAAGAUCGCUCCUGUUGUCAAGCCUGGUGUUCCCAGAGCUGCUACAGCUACGUUUCUCAUGAGAGACGCCAUCACGAUCUUUGGGUCUUUCACGAUGGCGCCUUGGCUGUCAGCUCUCAUUCCUGAUAGCCUGUCUUCGAGUCCACAUUCCAAGGCUAUUAUUUCACAGUUGACAGUGCCGAUUUUCUCACAAUUCUUUGCUACGCCAGUACACCUGCUUGGGUUGGACUUGUAUGCCCGACCGCGGGGGAUACCAUGGGUUGAGCGUUCGGCACAGAUCCGAAGGGACCUCUUCUCAGCCACAAUAUUACGGUCUCUAAGAAUCAUUCCGGCUUUUGGAGUAGGGUGUGUGGCAAACAUGGAGGCAAGGUCUAGGUUCCAUAAGCUGUUAUAGGGAAAGCUUCUAGAAGGAACAAUGGUACAGCAUGUAGAAGUAAAAGCAAGGUUCAUACAUACAGGAGGACUAGUGCAGUAGAUUGGGGAUAAUUUGCACGUUGGAGACAGUCUAGUAGGGUAAAGGGGAGGUGGCGUCUGGUUCUUUGGCACAAAAUA